CGCGGCGCAGGCACCGGCCCGGGAGCGGCACCAUGAGCGGAUCACAGAACAAUGACCUGAAAAGACAGUUUCUGCUGGAGCGUCUGCUGGAUGCGGUGAAACAGUGCCAGAUCCGCUUUGGAGGGAGAAAGGAGAUCGCCUCGGAUUCUGACAGCAGGGUAACCUGUCUGUGUGCCCAGUUUGAGGCCGUCCUGCAGCAUGGCCUGAAGAGGAGCCGGGGAUUGGCGCUAACGGCAGCCGCGAUCAAACAGGCAGCAGGCUUCGCCAGCAAAACGGAAACAGAGCCCGUGUUCUGGUUCUACGUGAAGGAAGUCCUCAGCAAGCACGAACUGCCACGCUUCUACUCCCUGCGCCACAUCGCGUCGGAUGUGGGCCGCGGCCGGGCCUGGCUGCGCUGUGCCCUCAACGAGCACUCGCUGGAGCGCUACCUGCACAUGCUCCUGGCCGACCGCGGCAGGCUCAGUGCUUUUUAUGAAGACUGGUCCUUUGUGAUGGAUGAAGAAAGGUCUAGCAUGCUUCCUACCAUGGCAGCUGGUCUGAACUCCAUCCUCUUUGCCAUCAACAUCGACAACAAGGAUUUGAACGGACAGAGUAAGUUUGCUCCUACCGUGUCAGACCUCUUAAAGGAGUCCACGCAGAACGUGACAUCCUUGCUGAAGGAGUCCACGCAGGGGGUGAGCAGCCUCCUCAGGGAGAUCACAGCGUCGUCUGCUGUCUCCAUCCUCAUCAAACCCGAGCAGGACACUGACCCCCUGCCCGUCGUGUCCAAGCACGUCAGCGCCGAUGCCAAAUGUAGAAAGGAGCGGAAGAAGAAGAAGAAGGUGACCAACAUUAUCUCUUUUGACGAUGAGGAAGAGGAGCAGAACUCUGGCGAUGUUUUUAGAAAGAUCCCCGGGGCCGGGGAGAGCUCAGAGGAGAACUCCGACCGCUCCUCCGUCAAUAUCAUGUCGGCGUUCGAAAGCCCCUUCGGGCCGAAUUCCAACGGAAGUCAGAGCAGCAGCUCGUGGAAAAUCGACUCUCUGUCCCUGAACGGGGAGUGUGGGUACCAGAAGCUCGACGUGAAAAGCAUCGACGAUGAAGAUGUGGAUGACAAUGAGGAUGAUGUGUAUGGGAACGUGUCGGGCAGGAAGUGCCUGGGUCACUCGGGCUCACCCGAGAAGCCUCUGGAUGCAGACACCCACCUCUCCCAGAUGCACAGCUGGGCUCCCCUGCAGGUGCUCCACGGCGAUGCCGAUGUCCUCUUCCCGGUCAGCGGAGUGGGCUCCUACAGCCCGGCAGAUGCCCCCCUUGGAAGCCUGGAGAACGGGACAGGACUGGAGGACCACGUUCUCCCGGAGCCCGGCCCCCGGUACAGUGUGGAAGCCAGUCCUCCCGGCCAGGGAAGCCCUCUGAGCAACCUGUUACCUUCCGCCUCCGUGCCAGAAUCGAUGACAAUUGGUGAACUGCGACAAGCUAUUGUGGCCAUGAUGAAUAGGAAGGACGAGCUGGAAGAAGAGAACAGGUCUUUGCGGAACCUACUGGACGGGGAGAUGGAGCAUUCAGCGGCGCUGCGGCAGGAGGUCGACACCUUGAAAAAGAAGGUGGCUGAGCAGGAGGAGCGGCACGUCCUGAAGGUCCAGGCGCUGGCAAGAGAAAACGAGGUGCUCAAAGUCCAACUGAAGAAAUACGUAGGAGCUGUCCAGAUGCUGAAAAGAGAAGGUCAAGCAGCUGAAGUUGUGCCAAAUCUUUGGAGCGUUGAUGGAGAAGUUACAGUCGCCGAGCAGAAGCCAGGCGAAGUGGCAGAGGAGCUGGCGAGCUCCUACGAGAGAAAGCUCAUCGAGGUGGCGGAGAUGCACGGCGAGCUGAUUGAGUUCAACGAGCGCCUGCACAGGGCCCUGGUGGCCAAGGAGGCCCUCGUGUCCCAGAUGAGGCAGGAGCUCAUUGACCUGCGGGGACCGGUUCCCGGAGAUUUGAGUCAAACGUCCGAAGACCAGAGUUUGUCGGAUUUUGAAAUAUCAACGCGGGCACUGAUCAACGUGUGGAUCCCGUCGGUGUUUCUCCGGGGCAAAGCGGCGAACGCCUUCCACGUGUAUCAGGUCUACAUCCGGAUAAAAGACGACGAGUGGAAUGUCUACCGGCGGUACACAGAGUUCAGGAGUUUGCACCACAAGUUACAGAACAAGUACCCGCAAGUGAGGGGCUACAACUUCCCACCCAAAAAGGCCAUUGGAAACAAGGAUGCCAAGUUUGUGGAGGAGCGGAGGAAGCAGCUCCAGAAUUACCUGCGCAGCGUCAUGAACAAGGUCAUCCAGGUGGCCCCCGAGUUCGCCGCCAGCCCCAAGAAGGAGACCCUCGUGCAGCUCAUGCCCUUUUUUGUUGACGUCCCCCCUCCUGGAGAACCGCUGACCAAGAACACCCGGCCCAAAGUGGCUUCCCGCUUCCCCAAGCUGUCCCGCGGUCACCCCAGAGAAACCCGCAACGUGGAGCCCCAGAGCGGCGACCUCUGACCUCUGCUGAAUCCCAGACUUGGGCCCUAUGUGCUGCGCCAGCUGCCUCCGCCCAGCCACUCCGUGUCCCGCCCAGCCCCAGCAGCCGGCCCCUUACCCCCCCGGAGUGCGCCCCCCCAUCACCUGGUGGAGCCCCG
Molecule: messenger RNA, 2623 nt
Organism: Enhydra lutris kenyoni (northern sea otter)
Lineage: Eukaryota; Metazoa; Chordata; Mammalia; Carnivora; Mustelidae
Product: sorting nexin 29
Exons: 21
Coding region: 33-2486 (817 amino acids)
Molecular function (GO): phosphatidylinositol binding
Source: RefSeq, a predicted model, not a curated record